Messenger RNA from Mixia osmundae IAM 14324, 1487 nucleotides. RefSeq lists its product as uncharacterized. Bases 33 to 1022 code for a protein of 329 amino acids. The transcript has 4 exons. Lineage: Eukaryota; Fungi; Basidiomycota; Mixiomycetes; Mixiales; Mixiaceae. The record is from RefSeq and is a predicted model, not a curated record.
CGCAACUGCAGCCAAUCCACUCCAGAGCGGGCAUGUGUCGACUGCUCGUGCUCAAGAGUGUCGAGCCCGUCUUGCUCGCUCACCUCAUCACGCGACCGAGUCACUCUAUCAUUUCCCAAGCAAGCGACGCCCGCCUUCGUCUCGACUCGGGCUCGACCAAUGCCGACGGAUUUGGCAUAGGAUGGUACGACGAAGUGCCAACCCCUUCGAGCAGUAUCAACCCUCCUUGUGUGUUUCAAGCCAUCACGCCCGCUUGGUCCAAUAGGAAUCUCCACCGACUGGCCGAUAGGAUCAAGAGCAGUCUUGUGUUUGCGCACGUGAGAGCUUCCACGUCGGGCAGUUUGUCGGAAGACAACUGUCAUCCUUUCCAGUUUGGUCAGAUACUGUGGAUGCAUAACGGGGCUAUUGCCGAGUUCCAGAAGCUCAAGCGGCCGCUCCAGAUGCUGCUCAAAGAUCGGUAUUACGAAGUGCCCCAGGGCAAUACAGACAGCGAAUGGAGUUUUGCUCUCUUUCUCAAUUGCCUCGACGCCCACAUCGAUCCCAAUGCAGGCACGAUACCGCAUGCCAAGCUCAAAGAAGCCAUGCUCGAGACGAUCUGGACGCUCAACAGACUCGCAAAGGAAGCCAACGUCACCGAACCGAGCCUGAUGAAUUUCUGCGUGAGCGACGGUCAGAGCGUCGUAGCUACGCGAUACAUCUCUAGCCGACACGACGAGGCUGCUAGUCUGUACUACAGUACUGGAAGCCAAUUCGAAGAAUACGAGCAAGGCGGGCACUAUAGGAUGACAAAGUCGGACAAGCGAGAACGAAUCGUCUUGAUAGCAAGCGAGCCAUUGACAUUCGAAAAGGCAGAUUGGCUAGAGAUUCCGUGUCAGACGAUCAUCGUCAUCGAUCCGAGCAUGAACGUCCUCACAUGGUGCAUCGACGACGAGUUUGCACUGGCAGGUAUGUACCCGGAUCGCGACAGCCAGUUCAUACAGUCAAGAGGCUAUCGCUUCAACUCGGCUCAAGUCGCUCGAUGAUCACUGUACCAGCUCACGUACGUAGGGUGAGCAUGUAGUUAGGGAAAGGCGUGUUGUUGCAAUACAGAUCAUACAGAGGCUCAUAGUUCUGUCUUCUUGCCGGCACUCGAUGCGCUGUCCACGACGAUCUUCUCAAUCUUGUUGAAGAUAAAGUCGACACCAUGCUCCACCGGUUCGUCAAAUCUGGCAGGCUCUUCAGCUCGGUCGAGCUGGUGUGCAGCGUGACGUACAUGUACGGUAGCGCGGGUACGACGGCCAAGCCUAGCACUGUGGGUCCCCAAGCUCUGACGCGAGGACUCUUGGCGUUCUUGAACAAUCGGCCAGACUGUUUCACCGUCGUGCUGUGCGCCCGUUGUCAGUCGGAGCAAGGCAUGAAAGCCAUCCAGGGCUCACUGUAUAGUCAGAGCAGGAAAGAGCAUCGAAGCUGUAGCUUGGAACGUAGCCCUCUUGACGACUCGCAAGCCG